GAGGAUCUCCAAUGCUACCUUGCAGAUCUGCCCUGCUUCAAAGUGAAUUUCCCAGUAUUAGUCGUAUCGUACGAUAUUUGCCAGAAUAUAUUUUAACAAAACCUUGCAAGAAGUGUCCACGCAUAAAAAAAAGGAAGAAAGGCGUGUUUCGUUACGUCAAACGAUACGUUCUCGCCGAAGGUGCACGUCUCGCCGUAACUUGUCCAGAAUCGACUAUAGAGACGCAAGUAAUUUGGAAAAAGGACGCGCUUACUUUGAAGAAGGGAACGGCUCAGUCAUUUCGUCAAAAAGAUAGAGAAGCCCGAGUGAUAAUAGAUACUUUCUCAACGCUCUAUUUAACAGACGUGUCCCAAGAAGAAGAAGGUAAUUAUACUUGCUACGUAAAUAACAUUAAUAUGAUGCGCAUGAAGAUCAUCGUUGUACCUAAAACUCGGCUUUUGACGCAAGGCAUUCUUCGGAGAUGUGUAAGCUGCAGAUCGAGAGGAGAUUUAGGCUCGUGUAAAGAUCCUUUCACUAUGAAUUCUACACAAAUUGCGCUCGAAAAAGGCAUCGACGCGGUGCCGUGUGUUUCCGGAUGGUGCGGAAAAAUCAUCGAGAGUCAAAAUUUAAACAACGAAUACGGUAUCGCCACGCAGAGAUUGUGUUUCCAGCGAGGUCCUGAUGACAACGAAGAGAGAUGUGCUUAUACCGUGUGGAAUUACAAGAAAGUGUACAUGUGCCUGUGUUAUGGAGAUCUUUGUAACGGAACAAUGAAAACGACUAUCGCUAGUAGUUUUUUAAUAACAUUAUCUGUAUGUUUUACACGGUGGCUUAUUUGAGGAUGUAUAUGAUACUUCGUCGUAUGGAUGGGAUUAAAAUGAUUAAACUUCCUAUGUAUCCUUUAUAGGAAUCAGUACUCUUUGACGAAUAUGUAUGUUGUGAAUGUAUGUUGUGAAUGUAUGUGUAAAAUGUAAUAUGUGUUCUUUAUAAUGCAUACCUAAAUGCAUACCUAUACUCAUAAAAUAAUCACAAGUAAGACGUGUUUUAAUAUUAAAUGUAUUUUUAGAUAUUUUUUAUUUAUUAAUUAAUUUUGUUAAUUUGGAGUCAAUUUGAGAAAAAUGUACAAAAAUCUGUCAUUAAACGUUGACGCAGCAUUAGUGGGACAUUCAUAAUUAUGUUAUUAUUAAUUAUUAAUUUAAAAUGUAAUCUUGAAUAUAUCAUUCUUGUUCCCUCCGAAAAUAUACGUUAGUUUCUAACUAAUUACAUUUUAUUGUAGUAUGUCCACAAAAUUUUGAAAAU
Messenger RNA from Acromyrmex echinatior (Panamanian leafcutter ant), 1278 nucleotides. RefSeq names its product QVR superfamily protein rtv. The record is from RefSeq and is a predicted model, not a curated record. NCBI's taxonomy places the organism in Eukaryota, Metazoa, Arthropoda, Insecta, Hymenoptera, Formicidae.